GUCAGUCGUUCGUGAAUUUUGUGGAAGCCCGUCUGCUGAUGUUUUCGUCGUUGCGGCGGAUUUUCUGAUUCUCACUUGGUUCGCGAAUUUCACCCAGCCUACGUACCGCGCUCGCUAUAUCGCCCAGCAACAUAACACCGAUCCGUGAAGGAGUUCUUUGUAAACAAAUCGUAAUUGGCCUGCAUUUUGCAUAAUUUACGCAACGAAGGGGCAGCUGCGUGAGUGCGACCGAGACCCAAGACCGACACACAGACGCAAGAGAGAAAGAGAGAGGGCCUGAGGAGGCGCAGGCGAGUUGGCAGCCAAGAGGCGAAAAAAAAUCAAAGUCUUUUCGAAAUUAGUUGCGAGCCCCCUAUAAAUAGCCCAAUAUGACGCGCUUGAAACAUUUCUCUUCAUAGACCGAUAACCAAUAAACGAAUAUAACUAAAUGCUCAGCUAGCAACCUCAUAUCCUAAGUGCCAACAAUCGACGCAACAACGCAUAUUCUUAAAAAAAUAAAAUAAAGUGUUAAAAUUAAAUAAAUUUUAAAUAAUUCUUUCGAUUAAAAAUAGUGUUUAUAAAAAUCAAUCACCAUGGCGCGCAUCAGUAGUUUGUUUUUUAAUUCGUCUGCGAGUUUAGAGACUAAAAAACUUAAUUGAUAAAAAUCAGAGUUAAAUAAAUAAAAGAAAGCUAAAAAAAAAAAGUAAAAAUUUUAAAAAAUAAAUCCAUUAGCUUGUGAGUGCAAUAUAGAGGAUAUAGACGUGAGAUUGUUCCAGAAAAGUGCAAGAGAACUAGACAUUCCAGCACUCCACUUGACGGGGGACUGCUUUUGAAACCCAAAAAGACCCAACAACGCUGACAAAGCUUCGGUUAAACUUUCUUCAAGACUCCAAGGGUUAAUCGCCUAAUGGCAAGUUCGCUCAACAAGACGAGACACAGGCGCAGACUGGCUGCGAUCUCGUUCCUAUCGAAUAUCUCGUUAGAUGGCACCCACCGGGACACUAAAUUUGGCGCAACAUUCGGCAGCAGCCUGCUCUGCAACCAUAAUAGGAAUCCAACCUCGCUGGGACUCGGCACAGGAGGCUAUCAUCCGCACUAUCAGCAGCAUCACCACCAGCGCAGCCACUCGGCCACGCAUCACAACCAUCAGAAGCGGCAGCAGCAGCAGCAGCACCAACAACCGCACCAACAACAACAACAACAACAACAGCAGCCACAUUAUCAACAAAACCAACAACAACAUCAGCAAAAUGGAGCUCCUUGCUCGCCGCUCCUAUGCAGCGCCGAUGUCCAUAUGGGCAUCGAUGGUGGCUUCGGUCUGGACGACUGCACCACAGCCGGCGCCGGUGCUGCCAGCGAUGGUGACGGGCAUUUUAGUGAAACUGAAAAUAUGGGUCACCACCUGAUGAACGUCCUGCCAGCCAAAGCCGGCCAAUCGGCGCCGGCUGAGCGACGCAACAUAAAGCGCCCGACCUCGUCUGGCCGUCAGCCCCACCAGGCAACAGCAGCAAGUGCUCCGGCACCGGGCAGUGGCAAUAUGAUCAAGCAGCAGAACCAGCUGCAACAGCGGCAGGCACGGGCCUGCACCGCCGGCAGUGGGGGAUCGGGUGCCGAGAGUGGCAGCGAUUCCGACAGCGUCAAGAUACCGCUCAAGGUGUCCAAUCUGGGCAGCGGCGGUGGCGUUACCGGCGGAUCAGGGACAGGAGUGUCAUCGGCCAAGCUACUACCGCUAAGGGAACGAACCUUUAGCAAUGGGGCCAGCGACCAGAACCUGCAGCCGGAGAGGAGGGCCCGUUUAAACACGGCGCCUGGUAUGCGGGCGGGCUCCAAUUCGAGCAUCGCCGUUGGAGGAGGCCUGAAGCGUACUUAUGUGCUGAGCGGGUCCAGUGUCAGUCAUAUUACGGAUGACAGCAGCACGGAGAGCCUGACGCCGGCGGGCAACUUUGCGGGCAGCUUCCGCAACAGCCUGAGCAAGUCGGUGCAGAUCAGUGAUGGCAGACGGGGAACCGGAGCCCAGGCGCUGGGACUGGGUCAGGGCAGAGAUGAGCGGAUGGUGUUGGUGUCCCGCAAGGUGCCCUUUUUCAUAUUCUCCGCUCUGCCGUACUACAAGGGCAAGAAUGGAAGGGCCGAGUUCCGCAAGGAGGAUCGUCGUCGCAGGAACCCUUCCACUUCACGCCCCUUGAGCUCCAUCAACGAUGCACCCUUUGAUCCUUUUGAUUUGUUGGGCAUCCAAAAGGCCGAAAGUGGUCAGGACAUCUCCUAUGGCCACCUGUUGAUACCUUCGCGUCAGUAUGAAAAAGAACGCAAGAAGCAUGGAAAUGCCUCGACAAACCCUUCCAUUUUCGAGAAUCAAAUGGAGAUCACGAGUACAGCUGCUCUUAAGAACCACGGCAUUGCAAGCACAAAAACCAUAACCAAACGUCAAGGCAAAUGGUGCUUCACGUAUGAGAACAACAACCGGAACAGUGCUGCUAGUCCCACGCCAGACUUGAAACUGGACAUGGACAUUGAGAGCGUCAUCCUGGGGGAUUCAUCUCGUGGGCAAGCAUACUCGGCCAGCAUUUUGGAUGAUCCUGAACUGAUUGCCGGCAAGCACCGCACCUUGCUUACCUUCACCUCGUACAUGACAUCCGUGAUCGACUAUGUGCGUCCCUCGGAUCUGAAGAAGGAGCUGAACGACAAGUUCCGUGAAAAGUUCCCCACCAUACAGCUCACGUUGAGCAAGCUGAGGAGCAUCAAGCGAGAAAUGCGUCGCAUCAACAAGCUGGACUCGCGCAUCGACCUGGUCACCAUCUCCCAGGCGUACGUGUACUUCGAGAAGCUCAUCCUGGCCAACCUGAUCAACAAGAGCAACCGCAAGCUGUGCGCCGGCGCCUGUCUGCUGCUCAGCGCCAAGAUGAACGACGUGAAGGGCGAGGCCCUCAAGAGCCUGAUCGAGAAGACGGAGAGCGUGUUCCGGCUGAAUCGCAAGGAGCUCAUAUCCUCGGAGUUUGCGGUGCUGGUGGCCCUGGAGUUCAGCCUGCAUGUCCAUCGGCACGAGGUGCUGCCCCACUACCAGCGGCUGCUCUACGAAUCCUAGGACUGGCCAAGCCGCUUCGGCGGCGGGGAAAGGAGUUUUCUGGCGGCGGCGCAGGCUGUGCAGCAACUAGUCCGCAAGGGCAGUCGCAGGAGUCGGCGAGGCGCUGCCUACUUUUCGGCGGGCGAUCGUACUUAACCGCUCGGCCGUAGCAUACUUACGGGUGUUGGGCUUUCAAACGAUUCAAUAAUAUUGCUAGAUCUAAGGCGUAGCUACAUAAGUUCUUUUUGCUAAUGAAAUACGGAAGACAA
Molecule: messenger RNA, 3306 nt
Organism: Drosophila bipectinata
Lineage: Eukaryota; Metazoa; Arthropoda; Insecta; Diptera; Drosophilidae
Product: CDK5 and ABL1 enzyme substrate 1
Biological process (GO): regulation of cell cycle
Source: RefSeq, a predicted model, not a curated record